Messenger RNA from Photinus pyralis (common eastern firefly), 1379 nucleotides. RefSeq lists its product as uncharacterized. The record is from RefSeq and is a predicted model, not a curated record. The transcript is spliced from 6 exons. Bases 501 to 1379 code for a protein of 292 amino acids. NCBI's taxonomy places the organism in Eukaryota, Metazoa, Arthropoda, Insecta, Coleoptera, Lampyridae.
UCAUUAUGACGCCAUAUAAAGGUGAUUUACGGUCAUCGACGUCUUAUGACCUGUGUACGACGUCGUGUAAAGGUACCAUUUUCGUGUAUCUUAUGGCGUCACAGAAAAACGUCAUGCGUUCGUCAGAACGACGUUGAAAAUUGCAAUUAUUUUUCAUAUCAAUAGAAUUUCGUGGUACCUCAAAACUCAAACAUAUUACUACAUACAUACUACCAUACAAUGCUAAUUGUAUUUAAUGCUAAAGCAAUUACUACCAUAAACAUGAUACACCUAUGACAGACAACUACCACAUCCUUUGUGCUUAGUGCGCAGGUGCGUUCUGAAGUUGAACCUGUGAUCUCUCGAAUGUCGAAUACGUCUAAAAGUGGCGGUUAUUUUUUUGCUUUUGACUAUUAUAAUUGAAAUCGUAUAAACAAAGACGUGCAAUUUGACCAGAGACAUUAGAGAGUCUCUGAAUUUGACUGACUGACUGAGCUUCGAAGGUAUUAUUAACAGAAUAAAUGGCGUACGUUGGUAUCGAAUUUGAAAGCGAUGGCGAAAAUGAUGCGGGGGAGAUCGCGAUUGUAAAUAAAGUUUGGCUCACGCCAAUGAAACGGAGAGUUCAUUGGCCGUCCUAUAGUCAACCCACAAAAUUUGAAAGUGCACUACGCAGUGGAGAGGAACCUGGCGAUACCUGGAUGUUAUACCCGGUUAAGAGGAUCUUUUUUGAAACAGACAAUCUUCUUAAAGCACGACAGAAAUUGAAAACUGCCGAAGUUACCUCCGAUGUGCAGUCGGACACUGAAUUCAGUGAAAAACGUAAAAGAGUUCCGCCUCCACGACUGUCUUACGAUAGCGAAGAGGAGAGCGUUGCAACAUUACCUCGGCCUCCAAGAUUUUCGCUGGAUAAAGUUAAUCAACAAAGUUCAAGACAAAGUUACUCACAACCAGAACCUCGGAGUAGUCCAUCCACCCAUGUCAAUAAGAAAAAUUGUUUCCGAACAAUACCCUCUAGUCCAUCAUCAUGUGCUGAUGCCAUCCCCUCUAGUCCAUCAUCAUGUGCUGAUGCCAUCAACAGACAAAGACUUCCAACAAGAUCCCCACUUGCGGUACGUGGCGAAGAACGUGAAAAUUUAGAUUCUAAGGUAGUCGUACCCUUACUAUUACAUAUCAAGGAACAGAAUAACCAAAUUCUGUCAUGGAUAAAAAAACAAAGUAAUACAACCGUUGUUCAUGGCACUUUACCCGAUGAUAUUCCUGUAAAAUUUCCUUUAUGCUCAAUUGAUUCAUUAACCGUAUUAGAAUCAUAUUUGAUGGAUGAUGGACAUUUAGCAGAAUUGGCAGCAUAUUUCUCGUCAUUAGGCGGACGUGACAUUGGAUCUAAAACGAACAUUAUUUAA